Messenger RNA from Xyrauchen texanus (razorback sucker), 2746 nucleotides. RefSeq lists its product as uncharacterized. The record is from RefSeq and is a predicted model, not a curated record. The transcript has 6 exons. The coding region runs from base 437 to 1468 and encodes 343 amino acids. NCBI's taxonomy places the organism in Eukaryota, Metazoa, Chordata, Actinopteri, Cypriniformes, Catostomidae.
ACAUCAUCACCAAUAAAUAAUUAUAUUACAUGCGUUAAUCUUUUUAACAGACAAUUAAUAUAAAUAAAUACAAUAUAAUAGGUACUUAGCAGAUGUAAAUUUCCUUUUGGUGUAAUAUGUAGCCUAUUUGGUGUAAAUGACAGGCUUUCAGGCAAAGUGGCUUUUCUAGAGUGUCCAUAGGGCGUAUUUGCAUCCCUGUACCGCCAUUUACAAUACAACACCGCCAGCAGUUUUAGGACAACCGUUUCAGGACGUGGUUUUGUAAACAUGACAAGUGACAACGUAAUCUUAGUUUUUCCAUUUACAGAUGCGGUUUAGACUGUCGAUCAUCACUCCAUUAUCACUGUCUGUACGGUGAAACUACAGUCAUUUAAGUCAUUUAAUCGUUUGGCAAGAAGCACACCAUAAAAGUGCCCUUCGCUAGUACACUAGCACCAUGAGUAGCACACUUGAUGAUUCAAAGACAACAGAAGCAAGUAUGGACCAUGAACUGUACACUGUACAGAGUCCCUCUGGGGACACAAAGGAUGGCCAAGAUCAUUCAGAAUUCAUUUAUAAAAUGUCAAAUGAAGAAUUUGUUCGAUUCGUGAAGUUGCGUGUUACCAACGACGCACUUUUCACUGGAAAGAGAAAUUCUUCAACUCUGGCUUAUAGGGCCAUCUUGAAAGAGUUGGGUCUGCAGAGAGAGAUUUCUGCCAGCCAGGCAAGAAGGAAAUGGGAAAACCUAAAGAUGAAAUAUAAGGAGCUGAAGAAUCCCCCACCUGGCAUCUCAGUGAACCCCACUAACUGGCCAUGGUUCUCCCUCAUGGAUGAUGCCAUGGAGGGUAGACUCGCCGGAAGCGAUAUCACUGUGGACACGUCUUCUGUGGGCAAUGACAGCGAGUAUCGUCCAAACACCAUCAACCGCAGCCGAAGGAGCAAACGAGUGCGUGAGCCAGACAGAAAUGAGAUUGAGCUGUUCGUGGAAGAGGAUGACAUGAUGUCAGAAGAGAUGGGGCGAGACAGGGCAGAACUUGACAGAGACAGAGACGAAAUGGAGCAUGAGAGGGCUAUCCUGGAGAGUGACAAAGCCGCUAUCGAAUACGAGAGGAUGGUCCUGGAGAGAGAGAAGAUGGUUCUGGAUAGAGAGAGAGCAGGGGUUGAGAGAGAACUUGCAGCAUUGGACCGAGACAGGGCCUCUUUGGAGAGAGAGAAAGCUGCUGUGGAGAGAGACAGGGCCUCUGUGGAGUACAUCCGAGCACAACUGGAAAAGGAAAGGGCAAUUCUAGACAGAGAAAGGGCAAAACUCGAGAGAGAGCGUGCCAUCCUGGAGCAUCAGAGUGGGACAGUGAAAGGGGAACAGAUGGCUAUUUUGAACGACAGUGCAGAGGGAAUUGACAACUCUCUUCCCUUAGUGAUGGAGCCAGCUUCCCUAGAAAGGAGGCAGAAAUUCCUCAACCUGUUCGAAAAACUCAUUGAGAACUUCUAAAAUAGAUACAGCUGUUUUAAGCAGGACCUGUUAUGUACAAUAUGUAAUUAUUUUUAUACCAUUUUUGUUGAAGUAAAAACUUUUCUGUUGCCAGAAGUGGAUUGUGCUGUUCUACACUGAUUGACUCUUGAUUUAGUGACUGUGUGUUAGUAUCUAUCAAGGGCAUAGAUUUAGGGGUUACUUGCUUGUUUAUAUUAUCGGAUGGGUUAGCUACCCCCACCCCCCUGGAAUCUAUAUUAGUUUAAGAUGUUUGGUUUUAUGCCUUUAAAAAUGUAGUAACAAUGAAAACAUUAAGCCACCUCUGUUUUGGAGAGGUCAUCAGAAAACUUUAUUCAGAUGUGAUAUUUCUAUACAAAACACACAAUGCUGAGUUAUUAUUUACCCUCCCAUCCCCCCAAUCAUUCUCAACCCCUCCACCAUUACAACAGUUUUGAAUUGUUCAUUCGAAGGCCAUUGAGCAUGGUCAUUACAACAGCUUGAAAUGUUUUAUACCAACAUAUUGCAGUUCUUGUAAAAAACACAAAACAUCAACUCAUAUAUUUUAUAUUACUUUACAGACUUUACAACAAAUGAUAGAAUGCUUCCUAUAUUUUAUUAGUCAAAUUUACCUUUCAAGAACUUAAUUGAGCACCAGCUUCAAUUAGUUUAUGCUAAUUGAUAAACAUUUGUUAAAUUCUAUAUGAAUAUUAACAGUAUUUCAUAUUUUUUUUUUUUACAAACAAACAUAUUUAAAACAAAGCCCCAAACAGGCAACCAGUACAGCAUACAAAAAUCGUUAUUUUUUUUUUUUUUUUUUUUGACUUUUCCAAUAAAAACGAAGGUUUUGCAUUUGUACAUCAAUGUCAUCUCACUUUCUUGAUAGGUUCAUUUUUUACAUGUGAUAAAUAAAAUGACUGUUUCACAGUGAUGCAUGGUUUUCUUUGUUUUAGGAGAUGUUGUUUAUGAAAGCUCUUCUUUUUUGAGGUUAGACCGGUACUGGUUAGUGUGUAUGAGUGUUUGAUUCAUCACCAAUCCAGAAAUGAUUGUAAACUUACUCCAUUAUGAGACACGUUUGAACCGUGUAUGUACUGUGUUUAAAGGUAGAAAUGCUAGCAGCGUAGAGUUAGAAGUGUCCACCAGUACUCCUGUGAGAAUACGAGUCUGUGUUUGUGUAUUUAUGCAAACCUCUUUUAAAAGACAGCCAUUCAUUCUCAAGUAUUUGCUUGAGCCUAAAGUGUAAAAAAAGAAACAGGUACACACAGGGGAGUUCUGUUGCAUGUGCAUACGUGUGCAUUUGUG